CCCAGAAACUACGCAUUGCUGUGGUUGGGGCAGGGCCAGCUGGUCUGGCAUUCAGUACAACGGCAGCGGAACGGGGCCAUGACGUCACACUCAUGGACAGCGCGAAGGAAAUUGGCGGACAGUUCAACAUGGCGAAGAUUAUUCCGGGCAAGGAGGA
Molecule: messenger RNA, 157 nt
Organism: Sphaeroforma arctica JP610
Lineage: Eukaryota; Ichthyosporea; Ichthyophonida
Exons: 1
Source: RefSeq, a predicted model, not a curated record